Messenger RNA from Suillus fuscotomentosus, 153 nucleotides. RefSeq lists its product as uncharacterized. Lineage: Eukaryota; Fungi; Basidiomycota; Agaricomycetes; Boletales; Suillaceae. The record is from RefSeq and is a predicted model, not a curated record. The annotation marks the transcript as partial. The transcript has a single exon.
AGGUGGGAGGAAGAGUUGAGAUUGGUCCAACACGAAAUGGGUUGGACAGUGAGUUGGUUUAAAUACAGGAUGGGAGAAUGGGACCAAAGAUACCAACAAGCUACAAAGCCUGGUCAUCAAGCUUAUGCACAUCGACAGGUGCUCUUGUGGUGA